Molecule: messenger RNA, 2025 nt
Organism: Henningerozyma blattae CBS 6284
Lineage: Eukaryota; Fungi; Ascomycota; Saccharomycetes; Saccharomycetales; Saccharomycetaceae
Exons: 1
Coding region: 1-2025 (674 amino acids)
Molecular function (GO): mannosyltransferase activity
Source: RefSeq, a predicted model, not a curated record
AUGAGCCUAUACGAUCCUAAUUCUAGACAAAAUAUUCAACCUUUUGAAUUGGAAACAGAUUCAGAAGCUUCAGAUUCAGAAUUUGAACUUGAUGAAUUUUCUAUUCUAUUUUCUUCCAAACUCUCAGAUAUAACUAAUAAGUCAAAAAAUAUCUUGGAGAAAUUAUGCGAAAUAUUAUCUUUUCAAAAUGUUAAAUAUUUUUGGGGUAAAAUUUAUAUAAUAUCUUUAGAAACUAUUAAUGUUAAGAUAAAAAAUUUAAUUCUGUUACAAAUACUCAUAAUUGUCUUAAUAUUUACUCCUCUAAAUCUUUCUCAAAAUAAGGAAAACGGUUUAAUUUUUUUGAACCAAAGCUCCUUGGAUAAUGUUCUAAUUAAAUCAAAAAACCAACUAACAAAUAUUGAUUUAACAAAUAUUGUAAACCAAAGGUCUAUAAGUGAUUUCCCAUUAUCUAAAGAGCUAAUGAAGGAUAGUAGCUAUGGCACUUACAAAUUUUCUGGAAUUAUUUUUAAUCCUAAAUCCAGCAAUUUAUCAAUUGAACAAAAUCAUAAAUCCGAUACAAAAGACAUAGAAUGUAAAUAUUUAGAAUAUACAUCAGAGAUAUUCGUUUCAAAAAAAUCCAUAACGUUGGGAGAAAAAUUAGGUCCUAUAAGAAAACAUUUGUUAUCUCAGGAUAAAGACGAAAUUGAUAAAUUUAUUGCGAAACAAAUUACUAAAAAAGAAGAAAAAGGUCUAAGCAAUGAUGCCAUUGCUAAAAAGAAUUGGUUUAUGUUUGGUUCUUCCAGUGUUUGGAUGGAAAGUGAACAAUGCUUUUUAACUGUUUCUAGAUUAAUGUAUUCUCCAGAUGGAUCAAAAAAAGUUCCAAAUAUUUCUCUAAUUAGAGCACAAACCUUUGACAAAAACUGGAAAGAAAUAAAAGGGAAAAGAAUUCCAAUUUUAGAGACUGCAAUACCAAUCGAGGAUCAAACAAUAUUAAAUAAUUUAGAUUAUAAUUGCUGUAAAGAGUCAGAUCUUAAUUAUGAAGAAUGUUUAAAGAAUAAGAAUACAAGACAAGAAUUAAUUGAUAAAUAUUACGUCACAUAUCCAACUGUCUAUAAGUUCCCCAUGCUUGAGAAAAAAGUUUAUAUGGGACCGGAAGACCCAAAAAUAAUAUUGAAAAAAACAGGGAACAUAGAAGAGCCUCUAAUAGUUUUCAAUAUGGCUACUACUCAUGCAAGAAGAAUGCAUGUCUUUUCUCCACAUCGUGAAAUAAAUCGUAUAGUUGAGUUAAAUUUCAAAGGUAUUCGUGGAAUGGAGAAAAAUUGGGCGCCUUUCCUUACCAGCAAAGAUCUUGAGCCAGUUACUGGCUCACGAGGUACUAUUCACUUUGUUUAUAACUAUGAACCAUUGGAAAUAUUAAAAUGCUCUUUAGAUGAUGGUUACUGCGAAAAAGAAUAUUUUUCUUCAAAGCACUCAAAACGUAGUAAUAAGAGUAACUUUGGACAUAUUCGUGGCGGCACUCAAUUUGUUCAAUUACCAUCUGCUAUUCCAAACUUAAAAGAUAAACAAAUAUUUGUUGGUCUUGCGAAAACUCAUCUAAAUGAUUGUGGCUGUGGUUCAAGAUUUUACAGGCCGAUACUAGAUAUAAUAGUAGAAGAAAAAGGAACGUACUAUCAUGAAUUGAUGGUACCAUCUAUGGAUUUCAAUAUAAAAGUUUUAAAUUGGGACUUGGAUUCUGAUAAGUGUAAAUUCUAUAACAUUUUAUCACCUAAUUCUAUUGCAUUUUGGGAUAUAAUUAGACAAGAUCCCAAGACCAAAAAUUUCGAAGAUGUAUUGGUUUUUACAUUCAGUGAAGCAGAUGAACUUUCGAAAGUAAUUAAUAUAAAGGGCCUUUUAAAUUAUAUCUUACAGAUGUACGCUAAGAAUGAUAUUAGCGAAAGCAAAACAGUUUCAGCUAACAAUGAUAUAGAAUUACAGAAUUCGAUGAAGUGUGUUAGAAGUUACUCUCAAAACUCAUGUAAGAAGUAUGGUGAAUUAUAUGCUCAAUGA